CAGAUUUCCCCCCCCCAGUAGUCCCACGCAGACACAGUCGAUACCUCACACGCUCUACGGAACGGACGACGGACAGCCGCUCAGCUCCACUGUCGCCAGAGUCUUCCAUAACAAAGCACCAACCAUGGGGAAGGGAUGCAUCAUGGCCACCAAGUACUUCCUCUUCCUGUUCAAUCUCCUUUUCUUUAUCUUUGGAGCGUUGAUCAUGGGCUUUGGACUGUGGGUCCUCCUGGACAAUCAGAGCUUCAUUGCCGUACUUCAGGAGUCAUCGAACACAUUGAAAGUUGCUUCCUACAUCCUGAUUGGAGUGGGCUCCCUGUCUAUGGCUAUGGGCUUCUUUGGAUGCAUCGGCGCCAUUUAUGAAAUCCGCUGUCUGCUGGGCCUGUACUUCACCUGCCUCCUCCUCAUCCUCAUCGCCCAGGUGACUGCUGGAGUGCUCAUUUAUUUCCAAAGGGACCGGCUAAAACACGAGAUGUCCAACAUUAUAAAGAACAUGCUGGUCAACUACACGGGCCAGAACAGAACCACAGAGCACACGUGGGACUACAUCCAGAGGACGAUGAAGUGCUGUGGGUGGACCAGUCCGAGUAACUGGACGGAGAACAUCUGGAUUAAGAACAGUUCACAGAUCCUCUACUCGUGCUCCUGUCGUAAUGAAUCCCUGUCCGGCACAGACGUCAGGGAGACGGGUCUGUGUGAGCAUCCGUCCGCAGACCUGCCCGUCUAUGAAACGGGCUGUAUAAGCAAUGUGGAGGGUUGGUUGUUGGAGAACUCCGGAGUUAUUCUUGGAAUCUGUGUCGGAGUAGCGGUCGUGGAGCUCUUGGGGAUGAUUCUGUCCAUGUGUCUGUGUAAGAGCGUCGUCCAGGAAGACUACACUAAAGUACCAAAGUACUGACCGUGAAGUCUGAGUCAGCGCCACACCACAUGCAUGGACGGUCUAUCUGUUUCUCUUUUAUCUCUCACAUUCUGUCUUUCACACACACAUGUAUACAGGACAUGUGGCAGCUGUUUCUGCCCUUUGACCCUUCUCAGCCCUGGACAGCUGUGCCAAUCUCUCAGCCCAUAGAAAGUCUCACAUACAGAUCUCUCAGUCGCUUGUUGGACCAGUGGCUUUUUAAGACGUGUGUUCACACGUUACCAAGGGCCACACGCACGUGUACAGUAUCUCAUUCUGAAUGAAACUAGUAUAUUUUAAGGCAACCAUCGGUAGUGCAUUACGGGGGUAGCCUAGCCAGAGAAUAAGUUGUAGUAGAAUGAUUUUAAUUUUCCUUUUUACAUGUGACAAACCCUUUGUGUUAUAAUGUCUACUGUUGCUGUCCUGUAAAGCGCUUGCCGUGCCGACAGUCUGCCUCGUCUUUUCUGGGAGAGUGUCUCUUGCAACAUUUGGCGGUCUGACAGUUCGAGCACCCUCCAGCUCGAGUCAGGGAGGUUGUGGGUGGGUACUCGGAGGAGGAUCACAGAUUUGCCCCCUCUGUAAUAACGCAGCGGGUACAUUUGUUGCAAAGGGUGGAGGGGAAGCCCUGCUGUGAGCUGGGGCAGGGUCGCCUCGGUGUGUAGGCUUUGGCUUUUGGUCAUGGGUCCUAAUAAUAACCUUCCUUCACCACCACCCGGCUCCAUCACCGCCCUUCCCAUCCGUCACCCCUCCCUCCCUCCCGCUCCUUCUCUCACGGGUGUACUGAACUGGUAACCAGUAGCUAAUUCUGCAUGAAGAAAAUGAGUCUGUACGAUGUGUCGAGUGUGUAUUUUAUUACCCUUUGUUUUUUUAUGAUUUAUAUAUCAAUGUUGUCAUCCUUUUUUGUUUUUUUAAGCUGUAUAUAUGACUUUGGUAAGGGAUUACUGCACUUCUGUGCUCGGUCAGCAUUUUAUAUGGGAAAGCGGUCACCCGCACGCUUUUGUUUUGAAAGUCCCAUUGUUCUUUGUUUCCACCCUUUUGUUUGUGAUGUACAGAGUCUGGCUGCACGCCGGCCCGUUUCGGGGAGCCCAACUUUAAAUCUCUCGAACAGGUUUGCGGUGAAAAAGAUAUUCCAGUCCAGUGAAACACAGAGUGUUGUCUAGAAGGCAUGCCUGUGUUACUGUGUCGGGGGACAGCUCUCUGCCCCGGUAUCCGCAGUUCAGUCACGGCCACGUUUCUUUUCAUCGGGUUGACGUCGGCCGCGGAGCUGCGCUGGUGCCCCUUACCCUCCGUUCACUUCAUGCUCCUCGAAGGGAUCGGAGAAACGUGAGCGAAUUCGAUGGUGACUGUGAAACAACUGCUGCCAGAGACUGUUCGUUCAUUCAUUUUAUUUGAAUGUUUUGCUAAAAGAAAAAGUAGAAACACGGCUUUAAGUUACGUUAUAUCCUCCACCUAGUUCCUUCCAUUUCAGCAUCACUAGUGCGGGUGACAUGUCUGGCUCAUCCAACAGCAAUUGCUGUUUAAUGUGUGUAUGUUUACCACACAUCUCACAUUUGUUAUAUCAAGAGUCAUUUCACAUUGUGUUUCCUUAUGCUGCAGUUAAACAUGCUGGAGAGAGAAAACUGGCCCUUUUUUUUU
Messenger RNA from Lampris incognitus (smalleye Pacific opah), 2530 nucleotides. It is a transcript of the gene cd82b, whose product is annotated as CD82 molecule b. Lineage: Eukaryota; Metazoa; Chordata; Actinopteri; Lampriformes; Lampridae. Bases 125 to 895 code for a protein of 256 amino acids. Gene Ontology annotation, cellular component: membrane. The transcript is spliced from 9 exons. The record is from RefSeq and is a predicted model, not a curated record.